Molecule: messenger RNA, 5065 nt
Organism: Salvelinus sp. IW2-2015
Lineage: Eukaryota; Metazoa; Chordata; Actinopteri; Salmoniformes; Salmonidae
Product: tensin-2-like
Biological process (GO): peptidyl-tyrosine dephosphorylation
Cellular component (GO): focal adhesion
Molecular function (GO): protein tyrosine phosphatase activity; protein binding
Source: RefSeq, a predicted model, not a curated record
UCCUCCAGGAGUGUGAAUCGUGUGAUGGAGAGAGUGAUGGCGAGGCACUAUGACUUUGACCUCACCUACAUCACUGAGCGGAUCAUCUCUGUCUUCUUUCUGCCUCACCUGGAAGAACAACGUUACCGUGGCAACCUACAGGAAGUGGCUGCUAUGCUCAAGUCCAAACAUCAAGAUAAAUUCCUGCUCUUAAACCUGUCUGAGAAGCGUCAUGACAUCACACGACUCAACCCCAAGGUUGAAGACUUUGGUUGGCCCGACCUGCACGCCCCUCCGCUGGACAAGAUCUGUGCCAUGUGUAAGGUCAUGGAGACCUGGCUGACCUCUGACCCCAGCAACGUGAUCGUCCUUCACUGCAAGGGAAACACAGGAAAGAUGGGGGUCAUUGUGGGUGCCUACAUGCACUACAGCAAGAUUUCUGCAGGGGCGGACCAGGCCCUGACCACUCUGGCCAUGAGGAAGUUCUGUGAGGAUAAAGUCUCCUCCUCGCUACAGCCCUCCCAGAACAGGUAUAUGUACUACUUUGGGGGUCUGCUGUCGGGGGCGAUCAAGAUGAACAGCAGUCCUCUGUACCUUCACCAUGUUCUGAUCCCCAGCCUGCCCAACUUCCAGGCAGCAGGGGGAGGUUACUAUCCUUUCCUGAAGAUCUACCAGUCUCUACAGCUGGUCUACACCUCGGGCAUCUACGACCCCCAGGGCUCCAGGGCGAGGAAGCUAUGUGUGACGCUCGAGCCGGCGCUACUGUUGAAGGGGGACAUCAUGGUGAAGUGCUACCACCGGCGGUCGCGUGGCUCAGAGAGGGAGGCGGUGUUCAGGCUGCAGUUCCACACCUGUACGGUCCACGGAGCUCAGCUGUGGUUCGGCAAGGGAGAGCUGGACCUGGCCUGUGCAGAUGACCGCUUCCCUCCAGAUGCUACGGUGGAGUUUAUCUUCUCCUACGGCCCAGAGAAAAUGAAAGGGCGAGAGUACCGUACGAAUGACCCAUCUGUUACAGUGGACUGCAACACCUCAGACCCAGUGAUGCGCUGGGACUCCUAUGAGAACUUCAAUCUGCACCACCAGGAUAGCACUGAGGACAUCUCCCACACGCGUGGUCCUCUGGAUGGCAGCCUGUACGCCCAGGUGAAGAAGCAUCGAGGCCGGGGCUCUCCCAAUGCAUGCCCCACAGGCAACCCCACAGCCAAGCCCCCUCCACUGGCCCAGCCUCAAUCUCAACCUCAGCCCCUGUCCCUUAGCUCUGACUCGGGACACUCCUCCACCCCCUCCGAACACAUGGAGGGCCCCCCUCCUUGCCCCCUGUCCCGUCUGGAGAAAGAGAAGGAGGUGGUGGACUGUCUACUGCGGAGGGGGGAGGGUGGAGAGAGAGACAGGGCGAUGGAGAGGGACCGGGAAACGGCAAUUUUGGAUGAUGGAGACUCUGUUCCAGAAGGAGGGUUGAGGAGGGAGCAGUGGUCAUGUUGCYUUCGAGCGGGCCACGGUCGAAGAUGUCAGAGAUGUGGGGACGCAUCGGGUUUUGAGAGGGAGCCGUACUUUGCUAAAGGACAUUGUAUGGCCCGCUGUAACAGCAGCACCAAAGGCAACCCAAAGACCCGAGCAUUACCCGCCUUACCCUCCCAGCAGCCGGUGUCUCCUCACCCCCUGGAGCCCCAUCUGGACAUGUGCCAUCGCCAUAGCGCCCAUCCCCUGCCCAAGUUGCCGUGGGAAUGUCCCCCACCCUCUUUACCCUGUCUCCAUUGGCCAUGCUACCCCUACCCCGCCCCUGAACACGCCCACCCAAACUCCCACACCAUCCUSGCUUCCAAUAGGCUCUUCUGCGGUGGAGAGGAGUGUCGGGUCUUUCAUUACCCCGCCCCCCGCCCUGCCCCACCUCGCCUUUCCCACCAAUCCCUGCCUUCCAGCCCGUAUAGGGAGAUGUUUUUCAGCCCGGCGGCUCCUCCUCGCUCUGAUGGCUGCCCAUGCCAAGACUGCACCUGCAGGCGAGAGCACCAAUCGGCUUCGGACAGAGCCUUCCACCCGCUGUGCCCGGACCAACCAGAGAGCCUGCACUGGCCCCGAGGGCAGGACUCUGAGGUGUGGGACAGGGAUGCAGGGCUGAGGCGGGGAAGGGAGGGGCCUUCUCAGCUCUGGGAGCCGGAGAAUCCAUGGGAGGCAGAGAGAGAGGCAGAGUUUUGGCAACGGAGGUCAGUGGGAGGGAUGUCACCCUAUAUAGGCUGUCACUCCCCCCUGGGUCAGGGUACCAGGUACCCCAGCSCCCAACCCCUCCUGGACAACCCCGGUGGCAGCAGUGGGUACAACACACCCCAACCCCCCCGCCACUCCUGCCCUUGCUCUCCCUACCAGCAGGCCUCCCCCUCGGAGAGCCACGGGAGCCCGAGGUAUGCCUCGGGGUACCAGUCUGGGUCCACCUUACCCCUGCCCCCUGGUAGCCCAAACCCUGGUGACUCCCAAUCGGAACCACCCACCGACAGGCAGCAACAGACUGAUGGACACACUUGUGCAUCAGAUGUGGUGCAAAACAGUGUGGGUAUGGAGGACUCUUCUUCCCAGGGGUCAUUGGGGCAAAGUGAGAAGAAGCCAGAUGAACAGACAUUUGACGACACUGUAGAAGGUUCCCCCCUGAGUCCUCCAGACGGUCCCCAGGAGCCAAGUCAAGGGCCCCAGCAGAUAGAGCCCCUCAGUUGGACCCCCGUUUCUGCAGAGCCAGCCUCCACCUCCACCAUCCUGGAGCCUAACACCAAUAGUAACAGUAGCACGCCGGAGACCGAAAGGACACCGCACCAAGCCGUAAAAUCCACAACGACACCGACACCAUCGAAAGAUUCACAAAACCAAGGCAGUGACAGCUGUUCUAAAGAGUCCAUACAGAUGCUGAGUGAAUGUGUGAACCCAAGUGACUCACAACAAGUGCACACUGUAAGUGCAAAUGUGCAUCCACCUCCCACUACAGCUGAGGAUGGAGAAUUGAAGGUCGUGGAGAGAGUACUAGAGAUGUCCACUCAGACCGCUGCCGUCCCGAGCGCAAGGCAUUCAAUCGUCCCUGUCCAAGUGAAACUCAAUGGUAGCGGCUCACCCCAAUCAGAAAGAGGCUGCAGUGCAUCACCGAGCCCUUGCUCUACCCUCAGCUCUGCCCCUCCUUCACCACACCUUUACAUUGGCUCCCCAGAGCGACGUCCCUCCCCUCAGCCCUCUCCAUUGGCCAUGGACCCAGCUGGGCGGAGACUUACCCCUGUGAGUGACAGUGACCCCAAAACCCCAUCCCCUGUCCCUGACGGGUACAACACCCCCACCUUCCCCCUGGCGCCCUACUACUAUCCCCUUCUCAACAUCCCCCACGUCCCAUACUCGGGGUACACCGCUGUCACUAUCCCCGCCGCCCAGCCCCCACUCCCGGAAAAGAGGCGCCUGUCUUCCAUGCCAGGGUACUGCAGUGGGCAUGGCUCCCAGUACAUCCUGAGUUCCUCCCUGGGUGCCAUAGGUACCUCUCCCCAAUCUAGCCCCCUCCACGUUACCGUCUCCCCCUCGGUGGGGGUGGGGGGGCUCCCCCUGCCGGUCAGACGAGGACUGGCGCCCCCUUUUGUCAGAGAGGAAAGCAGCAAAGUCAAUGCCAAGUUUGUACAGGACAGCUCUAAGUUCUGGUACAAGCCUGGCAUCUCCAGAGACCAAGCCAUCGCUGUGUUGAAGGACAAAGAGCCCGGCUCCUUCCUGAUCGGAACAGUAACCCUUUCAAGGGGCAUACGGUCUGCCCUCAAGGUGGCCAGCCAUCCUUCAAACAACAUCAACAACAACAAAGUGGUUGAUCAGGAGCAUCUGGUCAGACACUUCCUCAUUGAGACAGGCUCUCGGGGGGUCAAGAUAAAGGGCUGUCAGAAUGAGUCCUAUUUCGGAAGUUUAUCUGCCUUGGUGUACCAGCGCUCACUCACCCCUAUCUCCCUGCCRUGCGCCCUAUGCAUCCCUGAGAAAGAUCUGGUCGGAGAGCUGCAGAGUGCCAGCAACACCAGUACGGCAGCUGACCUCCUCAAACAGGGCGCAGCCUGUAACAUGCUCUACCUAAACUCUGUGGAGACAGAGUCACUAACGGGGCCUCAGGCUGUCUCCAAGGCGAUCAGGUGCACUCUGACCCAGAGUCCUCAGCCCAUGGCCACCAUGGUCCACUUCAAAGUGUCCACUCAGGGCAUCACGCUGACCGACAGUCAAAGGAGACUCUUCUUCAGGAGACACUACCCCAUCAACAGUGUGACCUUCAGCAGCGUGGAUCCUCAGGACAAGAGGUGGACUAAUUCUGAUAACAAGUCAAGCAAGGUGUUUGGUUUCGUGGCCAGGCGGACUGGCAGCACAUCGGAGAAUGUGUGUCACCUGUUUGCCGAGAUGGACCCAGAGCAGCCGGCUGUGGCCAUCGUCAACUUCAUCAACAAGGUCAUGCUGGGGCCCCAGCAGCAGCAACGCAGAUGAGUUAGUACUCCCAGGGGCCACAGAGAAAGGGCAUAACUGGGUGUAAAUCGGUGUGUGGGAGGAAAUUGGUGGUUUGGGUAUGUGUGUCUGCAAAUUGGUCUGUCUGUGUGUGUGUUUUUGCAUGUUUGAAGACAGCUGUCAACUGGUGAGGAACCGGAUUGGGCACAAUCAUGUCCAUCAGGACGGUAUAUUACAAAGGUACAGAAUAACUUUUGAGGUGAUAGCUUUAAGCUUUUCCUCUACAAUUGAGUGGAUUAACACCACCUCUGCCUGGGGAGAUUUUGCAUUGAAUUAUUUUGUAACGUCCAUUCAGUUACUGUUUGCCAUCACCUUUCAUUUAAUCAUGUUAUUCAUGACUAUGAAGUAUUUGUAAUUUUAAAUAGGCAAGCCUUGUCAAAGCCUGUACGAUGUCAAUGACUACCCAGUUUGCACAAAUGCAGAUAUGGAAAAUCACUUGUUUUGUUGGUCAGUAUUAUGUUACCCAAUGUCUGUAUAGUCAACCUCUUUGAAGAGAAAACAGUCUGGAAGGGGGUUAUACAGUAAAUACACUGAGUGGACAAAACAUUAAGAACACCUGCUCUUUCCAUGACCAGGUGAAUCCAGGUGAAAGCUACGA